CUGAUUUUAGUUUGUGUUAGUCUCAGGGAAACUGAUCUGUGCUGUCACUCAGCUCUGGACACAAUUGAUUCAGCAGCAGUUGACAGUGUGUGGUGCAGAAAUAUCAAGGAAAUAUACUCAAAGGGCAAAUGGAUUACUUACUGGACUAUAACUAUACAGACUAUAACUACACUUCCAGUGAAGAUUUAUAUCCACCAGGGGAGCAAACUCCAGUUUUUAAGCACGAACCAACAUGUUCACGGGAAGCCUUGUGCGUGUCUUUAGCAAUCAUAAGUGGAGUCAUUUUUCUGCUCGGCUUCUGUGGGAACGCUUUGGUCAUUUGGAUUUCUGGCUUCAAGAUGAAGAAGACGGUCAACACCACGUGGUACCUGAGCCUGGCAAUUUCUGACUUUGUCUUCUGUGCCUUCCUGCCGUUGAGCAUCGUCCCGGCAGUGAUGGAGGAGUGGGUAUUUGGCCACUUCAUGUGCAAGGCCAUCUCAUUCAUGAUGUUCCUCAACAUGUUCAGCAGCAUCUUCCUCCUUGUCAUCAUCAGUGUCGAUCGCUGUGUGUCAGUCAUGUUUCCAGUUUGGGCUCAGAACCAGCGCACUGUCCGAAAGGCAUCAGUUCUUGUUGUCCUGGCCUGGCUUCUCGCCUUUGCUGUGAGCAUUCCUUCUGUGAUCUUUCGGGAAGUUCAACAUCGCUUGGGUAGGGACAUUUGCAUCAAUGUAUACACAUCACACCAACACAGUCACACGAUUAUUGCAGUGACCCGCUUCCUUACUGGCUUUGUUGUUCCUUUCAUCAUCAUUGUCAUCUGCUACUCCAUCAUCAUCGUCAAACUUCGAUCCAACAGGAUGACCAAAUCCUGCAAACCAUUCAAAGUGAUGACAGCGCUCAUCGCUGCUUUCUUCAUCUGCUGGCUGCCCUACCACGUGUUCAUCCUGAUGGAGACCAAGUCCCACUGGCACGGCCAUGAUAUUUUGCCCAUCGGACUCAAAGUGAGCACUUUACUGGCUGCAGCAAACAGCUUCCUCAACCCUGUGUUGUAUGUCUUCAUGGGCAAUGACUUCAAGCGCAGGUUCAAGAACUCUGUGCUUUCAAAGAUGGAGAACGCGAUGGGUGAGGAAGGCCGCACCACCAGCCGAUACCUGUCCCGGUCCAGCUCCAUGGAUGCCAGAGCUUCUACACACAUCUAGGGUUGUAGACAUUUCCGCAAAACCCUUUCGGUCUGUGAGCUCACUGACCAGAGAAAUACUCUUAAAACAUGUGCAAAGAAUUAACACAAGACAUGAAAUUGGUGAAUUUAUUCUGAAAUGUAUAUUUUUCUGUUGUUCUUUACAACUGUUUCCAACACAGAGAGACAGUUUACAUUGUAUGUACUCAUGUGCUCAUGUUGCAUGCAGCUGCCAUCAGCAGUUUUCAAAGGAGUUUUCGUGGAAAGUUUUGCUGGUGGAUGUUGGUUGUGACAUAAAAGGUUUGUAUGUAUACUUUCAGAUUAACACGUCAGUGCAAUAAGUAUCCUCAAAUGCAAAUAGCACACUUUGAUAUAGGGCUCCUUUCAUUACGGCAAAACUAUGUGUAUUUGGCAUCAAACGAGGUGACCGCGUCCGGUUUCUCGAAUGGCUGGUGCAUUAGUGAGUUUGUCAGAAAGCUUGCACGGACGUGCAUUUAUUCUAAGUAUAUCAUCUGAUUGUCCUUCCUGUUUAUCUGUGACACAUGUGUAAGCCAAGCAAAAGGUAAUGCAAUGGGCAAAGGAGAAUAGUGCAUUUAUGCAAACCUCAAAAAGUGUUCCACUUUAGACGGAUGUUCUGUGGUUUGAUGUGUUGCUGUUCUUACCACGGUGCUCAACUUAUCUUCUUAUUUCAGCUUUCACGUGCGGGUGGAGGUUUUGUCUUGAGGUAUGUUCUGUGUAAAAAAAGCUCUUCCACUCCUCCUCAUAUUGAAUGUAAAUCUUGACGGCUCAGUACAGGCCACGAUGAUUACAAGUUGAUAAGAAACCGCUUAGUGAUUUUUGUGUCUGUUUCAUAUAUGAGGACUGUAACUGUGCAAUAAAUACAUUUUGGAAUGA
Molecule: messenger RNA, 2047 nt
Organism: Mugil cephalus (flathead mullet)
Lineage: Eukaryota; Metazoa; Chordata; Actinopteri; Mugiliformes; Mugilidae
Gene: cmklr1
Product: chemokine-like receptor 1
Exons: 2
Coding region: 129-1175 (348 amino acids)
Biological process (GO): complement receptor mediated signaling pathway; positive regulation of cytosolic calcium ion concentration; regulation of calcium-mediated signaling
Cellular component (GO): plasma membrane
Molecular function (GO): complement receptor activity; G protein-coupled receptor activity
Source: RefSeq, a predicted model, not a curated record